Rhipicephalus sanguineus (brown dog tick) is the source of this 891-nucleotide messenger RNA. RefSeq names its product solute carrier family 35 member G1. The record is from RefSeq and is a predicted model, not a curated record. Lineage: Eukaryota; Metazoa; Arthropoda; Arachnida; Ixodida; Ixodidae. The transcript has a single exon. The annotation marks the transcript as partial. Gene Ontology annotation, cellular component: membrane.
GUACAUCCCGCCAGCUGAGCUGUCGGUGGUACGUUUCCUGGGAAUCCUUGUGUUUUCAGCGCCCCUGGUGAUGGCUAGUGGCGAGAAUCCGUUCGGAACAACGGGCGUACGGGCACUACUCGUCCUGCGGGGUCUACUGGGGGCAUCCAGCCUGUUCCUGCGCUUUUACGCCAUUCACUACAUGCCCAUUGCCGACGCGUCCGUCAUCAUCUUCAGCGUGCCUGUGUUCGUGUCCGCGCUGGCGAGGAUCUUUCUCAAGGAACCGUGCAGUAUCUUUCAUCUGGCUGCUGUGAUGGUCACCGUGGUCGGUCUGGUGCUCAUUACAAAGUUGCCAAUAUUGUUCGGCGGACCUGCUGAAGGAGGAUAUCCUACCGAUACCCGUGGACUGGUGGCUGCUCUGUCUUCGACUGUCUUUGGCGCGAGCGUCUACAUCGUGCUUCGAAGACUCCGAGACGUUCACCACUCUGUGAUAAUGUUUAACUUCGCGUGGGUCGCUAUUCUGGAGACUGGCGCCAUCUCGUUACUGACUGCGGAGCUGCUGCUUCCACGAACUGUAUUCGACAGCUCGCUCCUCAUUGCUUUGGGCGCUUUCAGUUUUGGUGGGCAACUGCUUCUGACGCGUGCCCUGCAGCUCGAACAGGCUGGCCCCGUGUCCAUGGUUCGAUCAGGUGCCGACAUAAUCUUAGUGUUCGCUUGGCAGGUGGCGUUUUUCGGCGAGGUGCCUGACGCCUAUACUAUUUCUGGCGCCGUACUUGUCAGUGCUUGCGUGCUUUUCACGGGAUUACGAAAAUGGAUUGACACCCUUCCGGAGAACUCAGUCACACGUGCUAGGAUGGCGUGGCUACUGUUCUAAAGAUGUCCAACCGGCUCUCAUCUCCGUGGUCUAUAUCA